AUGGUAUGGUAUAAACUUAAUAAAGAUAAUUUAGAUUGCAGAUGUUUGGAUUUAAAAAAUUUAUAAUUUGAGUAAUAUUUUAUUGACCUAUACUUUAAAGAUAAACCAGGGAUACCUAGUACGUCAUCUACAUUACUCUUGA
Messenger RNA from Paramecium octaurelia, 142 nucleotides. The record is from the annotation of a GenBank genome assembly. NCBI's taxonomy places the organism in Eukaryota, Ciliophora, Oligohymenophorea, Peniculida, Parameciidae.